CACCUCAAACCCCAUCGGCGGUUCCUCCACCAUAGAUCCUUCAAGCCAUGCGGUGGUUGCCGGCUGAUAUCUCCUCCCCGGCAGACGACAUGGUUGGCAAUCUUCGAAGCGGUGCCCUAGGCAGGAGUGGGACACCAAAGCCUGAACGCAAACGACGAGGUACUCAAGACAAAUCAUCAGUGGACUAUGAAAAUGUUAGGAAAAAAGUGAUGGAGGAGAAUCUCUCUCGUACGACUGAGGCAUUGAAGGAGCAAGCUGUUGAAAGUGGCAGGCCAUUGCAGGAUUUCACGGCGUUGGUGCGUUCGGUUGUGUAUGGUGCUGCACAACCGGGGAUAAAGCCAAGUAGAAAAGAUGCACAACAGCAGAAGAAAGGGAACAUGGAGGACCCUAUUUAUGAACCUGAUCAUGCAGAGGAGCACACUGAUGAUGAUGAGUUUACUCUAGAUGAGGUCGAACACAAUGUUGAUAUAUCUUCAUCCAUGGUACUGGAACCUUCUUCAAAGGUUCAGCAGAAGAAGCGCACUAAAACCGUUUUACCUCCCUCAACAACAAGAUCAAAACCAAAUCCAGAAACUGAAAAUGCUGGAACAGUGAUCAUUACAAACACAGCAGGGGAAGGGGCUACUGAUGGAACAGAAACCUCACCUACGCAAAUUCAAACUUCUAGAGACAACAACUCACCUGAGGACAAUGCAGUUGUCCACAACGAACUGGAAGCUACAAAGCGGGGUGGACACAGACCUACUUUGGGGCACGGACUACAUGCCUGGUCUAGAAGAAAUGGAGGCGCUAAGAUGCAGAUUGUCUUCACUGCGGGCAUGAGGAGACCCAAACAAUUUGAGCAAGCAUCAAAACUUAGUUCUGAGUGUGGUAUUCACAUCCGCAACAAAAUGCCUCUCGCAACACACGGGAAGCAGUACCGUGACGAACAUGGUCCUCUGAAACAUGUUAUUCCUCAAGCUAUUAAAACUGUAGCAGGAAAAUUUGAAAUGGACAGAAGUAAUGAGGUCGCCAAAGGAGUUGACAUUCUUCGGAACGGUAUUCGCCAGCAUCGUUAUAGGCUUAAAAGGAGGUAUUGGGAAAAGGUUAAAUAUCUAACCCUGAGCAAGCCUUAUUGUUGAAGCCUCAUAACGUUGAAGAGGAAAGUUGGCGAAACCUACUGACUACAUGGUCAAAUGAGCACUAUCAGGAAAUUUGCAGGAAGAACAACGUUAAUCGGCAAUGUGUGACACAGCAACAUACCACUGGCUCUAGAAGCCAUGUUGCACACUACAAAUAUGUUAAAUCUCUGAACAGCGAGCAGGAGCAAUUAAAUGCAAUUGAUUUUUAUAAAGCAAGCCACACUAAAAAGGAUGGUUCGAUGUCCGAGAAAGCAGAAGAAGCUUACACACAGAUGGUGCUUAGAAAAAUGGGACCACACCCAGAAGAUUGGCCUGGCAAAACUGAUCUGCAGAUUAUCGACGAAGUCCUGAAGCAACAAAGCUCAUCUGGGAGUACGUUCCUCGCAAGCAUGAGAGUUUCAUCCGUGAACAAGACGUCUGCCGUCUCAGCAGCUCACAUCAGGGAGUUAGAAGCAAAGCUUUCAGGUCAGGAGAAAGAAUCAGUACAUGCAGCUGAAAAGAUUCAACGCGAGAUGGACGAAAGGUUGCAAGACGAAGAACGUAGAAUUGAAGAGAUGAGAAAGAAGCAUGAAGAAGAACUUGAAGCUGUAAAGAAGGCCAGCGAAGAGAGUCGUUUGGCAUUUGAAAAUAGGCAAAAAGAAAUGGAUGGCAUGCUCAGUUACCUCUUGCGGAUGUCGCAAUCUUCCCAGCCCCAGCCGUGAACACCAUA
Messenger RNA from Brachypodium distachyon (stiff brome), 1830 nucleotides. RefSeq lists its product as uncharacterized. Bases 48 to 1121 code for a protein of 357 amino acids. The transcript has 8 exons. NCBI's taxonomy places the organism in Eukaryota, Viridiplantae, Streptophyta, Magnoliopsida, Poales, Poaceae. The record is from RefSeq and is a predicted model, not a curated record.